Messenger RNA from Aspergillus novofumigatus IBT 16806, 907 nucleotides. RefSeq names its product GNAT family N-acetyltransferase. Lineage: Eukaryota; Fungi; Ascomycota; Eurotiomycetes; Eurotiales; Aspergillaceae. The record is from RefSeq and is a predicted model, not a curated record. The transcript has a single exon. Gene Ontology annotation, molecular function: N-acetyltransferase activity. The coding region runs from base 225 to 770 and encodes 181 amino acids.
CAAAUAUCAAGGCAUACAGUCAACAAAACUGUCAAAUGUAGCGCUCACGUCAGAAGAAAUGAAAGAGGAUUAUUGUCUUCAAGAAAACACUGUCCUUCAUUGCUUAGAACCCAUUCAUCUGGACCGUCCAUGUCGUGUCCCAUCCAGAUCCCUCGAGCUACUUAUUCCUGGACUAUUUUACCUUCAACACCUCGCAUAACUUGACAAACGCCAUCCUCUUCCAAAUGGCUGAAACAGCAUCUCGGCCAACAAAUUAUAUCACAAUCCGUACACACAAACCUGCAGACAUAGAAUGGAUCAUCUCCCGCCACGGGACCCUCUACGCAGCCGAAUACAACUUCAACGACAAGUUCAUCUCCCUAGUCACCAAGAUCGCAUCGGACUUUCAGCAAAACCAUGAUCCUACCUCGGAGCGCUGUUGGAUCGCAGAGCGCACUGACAAGACAACCAAUGAGCCAGUGGGCUGCAUGAUGCUUGUCAAGGACGUAGACUCGCCCGAUACAGCCAGACUGCGCUUAUUUCUUGUGGAGCCGAGCGCUCGAGGAACGGGAGUCGGGAGGUCCUUGUUAAAGCAGUGUAUUGAAUUCGCGAGGGAUGUGGGAUACAAGCGGGUGGUGCUCUGGACGCAGAGUAUCUUGGGUUCGGCGAGGAGGCUAUACAAGGCAGAAGGGUUUCAGUUGGUGAAGGAGGAGGAGCAUGAAGGGUUUGGGAUGACGUUGGUAGGGGAGUUAUGGGAGCUGGAGCUAGAGAAGAAGUCUCAGGACGCAUAGUACGCUGUCUAAUUGUGUGACGGCUGCAGUCAAUCCCUGCGUAGGGGAAUGAACGCGAUUGCAACUGCAAAUAUUAUACUUAUCAUGAAGGUAAUUCAGCAAUGUUAUAACGUAUAGGGCACUUUAGUGUAUAUUCG